AACAAAACAACAUUCAUUUAUUAAAUUUAUUUAGUUAGAUUUUUUAAUAUACUUCUGAUUUUAAAUAAUUUUGUCAAGCAGUCAACAACUGUUGUCAUGUAAUAAUAUUUACAGGUUAUAUUUACACAGCAACAGUCAAAUUUGAAAACUAAACAUGACUUUUUCCAUUUUACUAACAAUAAAUCAGCAGUAAAAUCGAAAUUCUCGAAAAUGCAUGGAGAUCAGCAACUAUCAAACACCGCCAAUAAAGUCCUACACUUAUCAGUAACAACAUGGAGAACCAUUUUUACUUGGAUCUCAUGGAUGUUUAUGGUGAUUUUAAUUAUGUCUUUCAUAUUUAUAUACACCAUCACUAAUAGGAAUUACAACCAAGUGUUUUACAUUGAUAGAAACGCACCAGCAGUAUUUACAACGAGUGAAAAGUUUCUUAGCAUUGCUUUGGACUCGAGUGUAAUAGCCAGAGGACCAAAUGCAUACAAUUUUUCGAAUAGGAGAUUGUUAAACAUGAUUAAGUACAUGCAACCAGCAUAUUUUCGAAUUGGGGGUACUAUGGGUGACAGACUGCAUUUUAAUGCAAAUACUACUGUAAAAAAUUAUUAUGAAUAUUUUGAUUUGUUACAAGAUGGAGAUUCUUGUGCAUAUGAAGAUGACUAUUGUGAUUUUGUGCCUAGACCCAAUUUUACCAUGACGGCCCAGCAGUGGUUAAUGUUGAAUAGCGUUGCAACUGAAGCGAAUCUUGACAUAAUUUUCGGAUUGAACGCCUUGAUAAGAAACGCUGAUGGUUCAUGGAACUUUGAAAACGCCAAAGAGCUUAUCAAAUUCUCAGCUGACCAUAAUCUUGAAAUAAACUGGGAAUUGGGAAAUGAGCCCGAUGCUUUUAUGCAUCAGUUCAAUUACGUAGUAAAUGCUACCCAACUUGCGAAAGAUUUCAGAACUUUGAGACAUAUUUUAAACAUUAACGAAAGGUAUAAAUAUUCGAUUUUGGUAGGACCAGAUGUUACCAGACCGAUUGAAGGACAUCAGAAAAAAGAGAAGUUCUUUGAGAGCUUUAUUAGUCAUGCAAAACCAGCGAUAAAUUCUAUUACAUGGCAUCAAUAUUAUUUUAAUGGCCGUACAGCUUUACCAGGCGAUUUUGUGGAUGUAUCUAUUCUAGACUUGCUUGCCACUCAAAUCGCAGCAGUGAAACAAAUUCAAAGUAACGCAGGAGCCAGUGAAUUACCGAUAUGGCUUGGUGAGACUUCCUCGGCUUACGGAGGUGGUGCCAAAGGGAUGUCGGACCGAUUCAUCGCCUCGUUCAUGUGGUUGGAUAAACUGGGCCUCUCGGCGCAAAUGGGCCUUGAUGUGGUGAUAAGGCAAUCAAUUUUGCAAGGCAAUUACGCUUUGAUUGGUGAGGAUUACACGCCCAGUCCCGAUUGGUGGGUGAGCGUGUUGCAUAAGCGUCUAGUUGGUCCUGUAGUGGUGAACAGCUCUUUUGUUUCGUACCCUGAAUUACGCUUAUACGCGCAAUGUACCAGCAACAAUGUGCCAUAUUUUCAAGGCUCGUCUGUAACUAUUUUUGGUAUAAACAUUAAAAACGUGUUUGCCAACAUAAGAAUUCAAGGAUUGAGUGAAAAGGCUACAAGAAUUUACAUUUAUGAACUGACUACGGAUCAUUUAUUUUCUCGCAAUGUCUUUUUGAACGGCGUGAGGUUGACUUUGACGGAAGAAGGAUAUUUGCCACCAAUGGAGCCUAAAAUUGUUUCAAUCAAUACUGAUCUGGAAAUGCAACCAUAUUCUGUAAUGUUUUUUGUUAUUCCAAAUGCACAGGUAAAAGCUUGUGAUAAUCACUGACCCUUUUGUGAAUAUAAUCAUUGACUUCAUGACUUUUAUGUAAUAUAAAAUUAUUUAUAAUAUAUUUUAUAAUUUUGUAACAGAA
Molecule: messenger RNA, 1915 nt
Organism: Aethina tumida (small hive beetle)
Lineage: Eukaryota; Metazoa; Arthropoda; Insecta; Coleoptera; Nitidulidae
Product: heparanase-like
Exons: 10
Coding region: 211-1830 (539 amino acids)
Cellular component (GO): extracellular matrix; membrane
Molecular function (GO): hydrolase activity, acting on glycosyl bonds
Source: RefSeq, a predicted model, not a curated record